AUGAAGAUAAAGAGUUUAAAAACUAAUAAAUUUGCAUCCACUUCUAAAUUUAAUGGAAUCAGCUUGCUCCAAGUACAGUCAUCCAAAAGAAUGCAGGGUGGUAGAAAGAGGUCGAGUAUUAACGUUAUCCCUGGCUUUAACAAGAACCCUUCCAGGAUCGAUAGCAUUUAAGAACGGUGAAGCAUCAGUCAGCUCAUCUGGCAAGUGAACUAAAAUUAUGGGCAAAAACUGGAAGAACUGGGGAGGAAUGAAGGGAUAUUUGAGAAAGAAAAGCACAAAAAUUAGCACGUCCAUCGACACAGAUAUCCAAGAGAAUGAUGAACUCAUGAGAAUGAUUGACCAUAAUAAGUCUAGUUCAAGACUCAGAAAUGAGAAAAGCUCCCCUUUAAGAAGUCUAAACUCUAAAUGGAAUACAAAUAAAGCUCAAUUACCUCCUAAAUCUGAGCAUCGGGCAGGGGUACGGAGCAACCUGAUGGUGCCUACAAUUAAGGAUAAAAGAGUCUCUUUCAGCCGAUCCAGACAUAGUCAAGCUCCUUCUAAAGACUAUGUUGACUUGAUGACUAAGAUGAAUAUCUUGUCGUUACAAAGAAACAACAAAAUCAAGGAGCUAAAUGUUCUGGGCAAGGAAUGUAAACACAAAAGGGUCUUCUUUAGCGAAAAGCCCAAUCCUAAAUAAAUAUUGCAAGAAGAGCCUUACUAAGGACACAUUUGACAAAUAACUUAUAUGAAUUGAUAGAAGAUUCUCCAGAGAAUAAAAUGAAAUAAAAUCAAAAUAUUGAAAAAGAAUCUUCGUGGUAUUAAAAUGAAGAAAUCAUCUCCCCCAAAGUUGAAUGCAAACAAAGCAAGAAUGCUAAAAAUCACACCAAGCAGCGAUUUCGCUUUCUCUAAAUAAAAGCGUCCUGGAUGAUUUAUCAAUUUUAAAGGAGAUCACUCCUAAUAAACAAGAUACAAAACUCCUCAAGAAGAAAACAAGGUCGCUUUCAUCCAUAAGAAAAGUUACAUCUAAUUUCUAACGCCACUUCCUCAUCACUCAACGACAAAAUCACAAUAUCACUCAACAAGACUCGCCAAAACGCAUCUAUUCUGUCCCUCAAAAAGCCUCCAAGAUACAACUACGCUAGCAACGUUGCUUCAAGACUUGCUCACAAAGAGAAAGGUUUUGGAGAGUACGAUGACAAGAUCGACCAUGCCUUUGAGCUUGAAAGGCUCUAUCUUAAACACACCGGCAAACCUCCUGAUCUAGAACGGAUAAACACCCUUGACCGGAUAAUAGAGAAUCUAGCAAAACCGUACCAUGAGAAGUUCAAAGUUAGAAAUGAGGUUAUUAAGAGCAUGACUGAACUGAAUAAUGAAAUGGAUAUUGAUAGAGCGGAUUGUGGAUUCGACCAGAAUGACUCUUUUAUGCUUGAAAUGGGGUUGUAAGGAAAGAGAGAGCAUUUAA
Moneuplotes crassus is the source of this 1441-nucleotide messenger RNA. The record is from the annotation of a GenBank genome assembly. NCBI's taxonomy places the organism in Eukaryota, Ciliophora, Spirotrichea, Euplotida, Euplotidae.